Cryptomeria japonica (Japanese cedar) is the source of this 1231-nucleotide messenger RNA. Its product is annotated as BAHD acyltransferase DCR-like. Bases 419 to 1231 code for a protein of 270 amino acids. The transcript has 2 exons. Lineage: Eukaryota; Viridiplantae; Streptophyta; Pinopsida; Cupressales; Cupressaceae. The record is from RefSeq and is a predicted model, not a curated record.
UCUCGUACAUCCAGAAAUCUUGUUCACAAUAAACCUGAUCAGAGUCGUCUUCUUCGCUUUUAACCGCCAUCGUUGAACAUUGUACUGUUAGCCAUACAAUGAAUCGAUCAAUGGUGAGAUUGUUUGUGAGGCGACCGGUAAAGCAGAGAGCAGCGUCCACUGAAAAAAGAAUGUGAUUCCUCCGUCCGAAAAUGAAAAGAGAGCUGUCAAGUUGUCUCUAAAAAAUAUUGAUGAUUAAAUAGCAGUCAGGAUUCCUCUUAUCAUCUUGCAUCUUUUUUCCAAUAUUUUAUGCCCUUGAUCUGUUAAAAAAUCAAUUUGUAUGCCUUAGGCGUAGUGAAAACAACUAUCGGAUCUCGUGAACGUCUUUAAAAUUCUUUCAUUUCAUCUCAUUUCUGCGUUUUAUCUGCGUGACAGCAAAAUGGUUCGUAUUAACAGAAAGCGCUGUGUAUUUCCAUCCACUCCAUCCGUUGCUCAGCAGAUCAAACUUUCGUGCUUAGAUUUACAAAUGCUGUUCAUCAGCUACAAUCAAAAAGGCCUCUUCUAUCAAAUCCAUGCAGACGAAUACUCUUCUUACGUAGAUCGUCUUGCUGAAACGCUGUCUGAGGUUUUGGUAAAAUUUCAUCCUUUGGCCGGCCGGUUAACAACUAGUCCUCUGGAUGGCGGUAUUUACAUCCUCUGCAACGACUCGGGCGUAGAUUUCAUCGAAGCCACGGCAGAAGACCUAAGUAUUGAGGAUCUGACCACAGCAGAAGUUCCACCAGCUGUCGAAGAACUAUUUGCCCUCAACGGGGCCGUCAACUUUGAAGGCCAUCGCCUUCCGUUGCUUGCAAUCCAGGUAACUCAGCUGAAAGACGGGGUUGCCGUGUGUUGCACGCUCAACCACGCCAUAGCCGACGGCGCUUCGCUCUGGGAUUUCUUUAAUUUCUGGUCACGUCUGUGCAAAACGAAUAGGAACAAAAUUCCCGAUAGCCCUAUCUACGACAGGUCUCUGCUAGAGCCUCCCGGAUCUGCAGUUAGACUUGGCCUUGAUCCAGACGGCCACGUCCCACAGAUUUGCCCGCCUCCAUUGCCAGUAAAAAUUUUCCAUUUCAGCGCCCACACGAUCAGCCGCUUAAAGGAGCAGGCCAACCAGGAUUCAUCCUUUACGAUCUCUUCCUUCCAGGCGUUUUGCGGACACGUGUGGCGGGCAGUCACGCGUGCCCGGAGGCUCUGCCCGGACGAGACCGUUUAG